AUCUGCAUCACAUGUGGUAAAGCAUGCCAUGUUAAAGCUAUGUCUCUGAAAUGUUCCGCCUUACAUGUUUCCGGCGGACCCGUGUUGAAACGGACCCGUUCAAGAUGUCAGUUGAGAAAGAGAGUACGAGUGUGAAUGAAGACAGCGAGGAUAACGACAAACUACGCGUGAUAAAAGGUGGUGCUUUUCUCACUAUGGUGGCGACUGCUGGCAUGAUUGCAGGGUUUGGUUCCACCCUUGCCAUAGCUAAGAAGAAGAGUCCUGAAUGGUUCAACAAGGGUAUAGUAGGCACGGCUGCAGUGCCAGAAAGCGGUGCAUCAUUAGCGUUGCGGGCGCUGGGCUGGGGUUCACUCUACGCCUGGUGUGGAGUUGGCCUUCUCAACCUCAUCAUUUGGAAGGCCCUGGGUGUCCAUAGUCUGAAGGAAUUUCAUCAGAAAAUGCAGUCCAUUUUCCCAGCAAUCCCCACAAAUGAAAAGGCUCAAGAGAACUCUCCUCCAUUCAAGUGGGAUUCCAUCUUCAAGUCAAACUGAGCUGAAACAAAAGAUUAUUAUUGAGAAUGCAAAGCCUUAGCUGACUAUUUGGCAAUAAUUGAUAUCAGAUGGUCAGUCCAUGUUAAGUGUGAGGCAACAGGACAGUUAAAUCAGCUAUUUUUGACCCAGCAAAUUGGAUUGAAUAUCCAGUGUGAUGUCAUGAUGCUGGAGAAUGCCUCAUGGAAGGCCUGGGGAUUUUAAAGUGAUUGUGUUUGCUUUCAUUUGUAAGGUGUGACACACUAGACCUGAACCAAGAGACUUUUUCACCUGAAGCCUAUUUCAGUCACAAGUGUAGCAGUGCAUGUAUGUCUACUGUUAUAUACUUUGAUCAAAAGAAUGCGGGCACCUUCUAUUUAACGGGUUGGGCUAAUCCAGCAAUUCCAGUGAAUACAAAUCCUAAAACUACAGCAUACAGUGACAGUCUAGAGAAUUGUUUGCUUCCAACUUUGUUGCAGCAGUUUGUGGAGGCCCCUAUUCUGCUUCAGCAUGACAAUGCCCCUGUCAUCAAAGUGAGAAAUGGUUUACUGAGUGUGAUGUGGAAGAACAUGACUGACCUGCACAGAGCCCAGACCUGAACCCCAAUGAACAUUUUUGGGAUGAAUUUGAAUGGCAACAGCGAGCCAGACCCCAGCGUCAACUUAAUCAUUUCUUUAUGGCCCAUCCCAAACUUUAAAGCACACAAUUCUCUUGAAUGUCAUUGUAUGGUGUAGCAUUAAGAUUGGCCUUCACAAAAUUACUGGAAUCGCCAAACCCGGUAAUUAGUAGGGAGUGUAUGCAUACUUUUGGCCAUACAGUGUAUCUCAAUUGUAAGUUUUGUUUCAUUCACACUAGCUAUUUCAAACUGCAUUUAGACAGGACUAUCUAGUGCAGCCCAGAAGACAUUGGCUUUGUACAUUUUGGUGACCUUAUCAGGGUUCGUACAGAUGCUUCAAAGUUAAAUUCAAGGACUUUUCAAUCACAUUUUUAUUUGUUUUUAAGCACAAUGCUUGAGAUGUCAUUAAAACAAAUUAUUUUUGUUAAUUUUAAAUAAAAGUAUUUUAACCAUUCAGUUCAUUUGUUUUUAUAAAAUACCACUUAUUACAAGUACAACAAUGAGCAUCUUUAACUACAUAUUCUCACAGUAACAAUUCUUGGUUCAUUCAUGAUGAAAUUGAUGUGCAGUUUUAGUGUGCUCCCUUAAAACACACUUCGCGUUCCAACAAAAGUGAAUAACUGUGUCCAUAAACGGUAGUCCAUAUGACUCAUGCUGUGUUCCAUGUUUUCUAAAGUCACAACAGAUUUAUGUGAGGAACUGACCAAAAUUGCAAAUGGGUCAUUCUCAAAAAAAUGUUGGCUUUCCAACUUACAAAAUAUUGAAAUUUUCCAUUUAGUUCAAUUUUUGCCUAUAAACGCUGAGAGUAAACAUUUUGUAACAUGUUGACAUACAUUUUUAUUCAUAAAGGACAACUUAGAUGUUGUUCUUUUAUUAUUUAAUUUUGUUUCACGAACGAAGCAAGUUAACACUAAGUUAACAAUGGGGUACAGCACCAAAUAUUUUUGUGUGAAAAUAGUUAAAAUGUGAAUUAAUAACUUUUUAGCAUGCUGGGAAAAAUCACUAUAUGCAUAUUUAAGCAGCCUCUGAACUUAUUUUCUACAACUUUUUGUAUUAAAAAAAAAUUUAAAAAACGUUUUUAACAUUGAUAAAACCAAUAACAUGAAAUCAAAGGAGAAACAUUCUUUUUUAAAUUAUUAAAAUUAUUAAUAAUUUUGUUUUGCUUUUUUGCACACUUGUUCGGCCUUGCACUAAUGCAUUUAUUAAAAAUAAGUACAAAAUAAAUACACAAAUAACUUUACAUGUCGUAGAAAUGGUGUACCAGAUGAAGGGAACAAGGAUUUUUUUUUUUUUCAGGCAAUUAACAAUUUCAAAUAUAUUUUCUAAACAAUUUGCAAAACAGAGUCAAGCCAUUUCAUAUCAUUAAAGGUUAGGUUAUAAAAUUAUAUAUAUAAAUUGUUUUGUUUUUUCGCUAUUUGAAAGCUUUUUCAUGACUAAAAAAAUCAAGGGACAUGUUUGUCAACAUAUUCAGAUAUUGACCCAAAUGUUGUCAGAAAUAACAUUUUGUGAGACACAAAGCUUUCUUUACAGAAGGGUCACUAGACAGCUCACAAAACUGAAUCCUCCAUUGAUCUGCAUUGAAAUCAUUCGAAAGGCUUUACAUCUCAUAUCAUUUUUUUCACUCUGGAGAGUAAAUUGUAAUUAAAACUGAUAGUUGCAAGGAUUCAUACUUGUUAAAUCCGCAACAGCAGCAUCUAUAAAAUAUGUAUAUUUUUAAAUCAUCCAGUAAUAAUUGAUUGUGAUUGGCCCAUUCGAACAGCGCUGCCAUAGUAACAGGUGCCACGUGACAGCGCCGACUAUGCGCUGCCUGCUUCAGCAGUGGUCUGUCGUGUUUUCCCGUAAAUAAAUACAUACAUUUCAUUUAUUAAAAGAUUUAAGCAACGUAUUUUAAGAUUUUCUAUAAUUCAAGAACUUUUUAAGCACCUCUUGGUAAAAAUUGCUAUUUUCAAGGGUUUUCCAGGACUUCAAUUUGAAAAAGCCAAAUUCAAGUACUUCAAGCACCUUGUACGAACCCUGCCUUAUUUUCGGAACAUUUGUGUGGGCCUGACAAAUAGUACUGCACUUUGACUGGUGAUGCUCAUACUUCAUGUAUCAAACUAAAGUGGUACUAUUGUGCUAAACUGGCAUCAUGUGGCUUGGAAGUAACAAUAAAAGCAUUUUGUGAUUUAAAAAAAGAAAUUCUGGAAAGUUGUUUUCAAUUUGUCCUUAAAAAGCACAAUUUCCUAGAAAAGAGGGAUAAACGGCAAAAAAAAAAAAAAAACAAAAAAAAAAAAAAAAACAUCUGUGCCCUGCAGCAACUAAUGAAAAGCCAUACAAACUGCAGUCAUCUCCACAGUUCACCAACGUGAGUGUGCUUGUGAUGUUUUCUGCACAUUUAAAACAUGGUUAAACUGAUGUGCGCACAUUAAUAUUUAUAAAUAUUUACGAUUUUAUAAAAAUGAUAAAUAAAAGCUUUUUCACAAGUGGUCUCAGAAUUUUGGACCCCUAAAAAUAUGAGCUUAAAGGGUUUAUUAGCCACUGAAAUUAGAAUUCCGUCGCUCUUUACCCCUUUUGAGUAUGUCAGUCGUGAACAUUCUGCCUAACAUAUCUUGUCCACUAAAGAAGGAACACUACACCGCUAUGGGAGAAAGGUGCCUCAUGUUGUUCCUGGCAGGAUACUCAGCCUUACAGGCUCCAUAUGGUUAGGAUUAGGGUGGGGUUGGGGCACCUGCUGCCUGCCAGGAACAAACAGAGGCACCUUUGUACAAUAGACAACACGAAGGUGAGUAAAUUAUAACAGAAUUUUCCUUUUUCGGUCAACUAUCUGUUUUAAAGUAUGUAGUAGUGCAGAACUUUUUUGGGCAAGUCUGAAUGUUCUGAUGCUCAAAAAUAAAGACAACACUCAAGAACAACCUUCACAGUGCUCGACCAAAUUUCAUGUACAUUUACUUUUAACAUGUGGAACAUGUAUAAAGACUUUAUACUGAAUAAACAAUGGUCAUCAAAUCAUAUGGAGCAAAAAGAGCUUACAUAAUGAGUUGUACAUAUUUUCUUUAAAAUCAAGUCAUUUUAGGGUAACUUUUCAAUUUCAUUUACGCCAUCAGACUGUUUUUUCAGUUAGCCUGCAAUUUGCGAAAUCUAAGGCCACUAGAGGGAGCCAUUGCUAUCUCUGUCACACAGAACUCCAUUAUAUGACACAGGAAAGUCUUGAUACCAUUCACAAAGGACACUUUCUUGCAUUAAAAACAGAUAAGACAGACAACUGAACUGAACAGAUGCGUUUAUAGGAGCAUUUACUUCCAUACACCACUGCUAAUGUACACAAUACACUUGAAAUUAUUAUCCCCCCCCCCCAUAUUCAACUGAUUGGUCCUUUUGUUUUCAAACUGACACUGAUUUGCUGCACUUUUUUUAAACAUGGCUCUCAUGGCGUUAGAAGCAGCAAACCAAAGAUGUCAGUCAGACAUAUAAUGCAAUAUAAUAAAAAAAUAUCACAGACUUAAUGCAAGAACGCGCCCUAUGUGAACUGCCCCGUACACUGAAGACUACCCUCACCUGAACAUAAUGAUGUAAUAUUAAUUUGCAAAAUGUCAAUAGCAUGUAGCAUUAACUACUCACUUUGUAUAAUACCACAUCUCUUGGAGGAAAAAGAAAACUUGAAAAGGGGCCCAUAUAAUGUACAGUUCCUAUAUACAAAUUGACCCAUGGGUACAGAAUAGAGAGGAAGGGUAACUGAAGCACUUAAGUUUACCGGCUUAGAGACAACCCUCGGCGGCUGCUCUAAUUGGGAAGCAACACUCGCUUGACCCUCAGAUACUGGUGUGGUUAAACAGUGCAAGUGCAACACUGGUGGUCAGAUCUGAACAUCGCUUGUGGUCAUUCACAUUUCAUCAUCUCCCCUCUGACUCAGCUAAAACUAUUGCACAAUGCUUUUUUUUUUUUCAGAGCUGUAUACAUGUAUGUCUUAAAAUCAGUGGGGUUUUUUUUUUUCAUAGUUUUUUUUUCUUUUAUCGCAACACAUUGCAAGAGAAGUUCUAUCUACAACAUGUCUCACAAUUUAAAUAAAUCUGCAUUCCCCAAAUAAAGUCCCAAAAAAAAAAAAAAAAAAAAAAAA
Myxocyprinus asiaticus (Chinese sucker) is the source of this 5215-nucleotide messenger RNA. RefSeq names its product transmembrane protein 242 (gene tmem242). The record is from RefSeq and is a predicted model, not a curated record. Lineage: Eukaryota; Metazoa; Chordata; Actinopteri; Cypriniformes; Catostomidae. The transcript is spliced from 4 exons. The coding region runs from base 51 to 530 and encodes 159 amino acids.